UUUGUUUCUCUGGAGAGACUUUGGAUGGGAAGGAGAACUUUUGCACGGGCAGGAUCAGUGUUGUUGUGGUGUUAAGGAUAUUACGGCUCAAAUACCUUGCUUUCCCACCUUUCAACAGGCAAGAUAACGGACUAGUGUCAAUUUCUUAUCUACAGCGCAUUUUCCUCAAGGAGAGAUGAGCUUUUUAUUUGGAAGCCGCUCGUCAAAGACGUUCAAGCCGAAGAAGAACAUUCCCGAGGGCUCCCACCAGUAUGAGUUACUGAAGCAUGCAGAGGCCACGCUGGGCAGCGGGAACCUGCGCAUGGCUGUCAUGCUGCCCGAUGGAGAGGACCUUAAUGAAUGGGUCGCAGUCAACACUGUGGACUUCUUUAACCAGAUCAACAUGCUGUAUGGGACCAUCACAGACUUCUGCACUGAGGAAAGCUGCCCACUAAUGUCUGCUGGACCUAAAUAUGAAUAUCAUUGGGCCGAUGGAACCAACAUAAAAAAGCCAAUUAAAUGUUCAGCUCCGAAGUACAUUGAUUACCUGAUGACUUGGGUCCAAGAUCAGCUUGACGAUGAGACGCUUUUUCCUUCAAAAAUAGGGGUCCCUUUCCCAAAGAACUUCAUGUCGGUGGCCAAGACCAUUUUGAAGAGACUCUUCCGUGUUUACGCUCACAUCUACCACCAGCACUUUGACUCUGUUAUCCAGCUGCAGGAGGAGGCGCACCUCAACACCUCGUUCAAGCACUUUAUCUUCUUCGUUCAGGAGUUUAAUUUGAUUGAUCGGAAAGAACUAGCACCCCUUCAGGAGCUGAUUGAGAAGCUCACAUCCAAGGACAGAUAAAUCUGCUGUUCCUAUCUUCUCUAAUUUCUCUGUACAGGCAGCCUGGCUUUGUUCUCUGUGUUUGAAAGGUGUGUGGGAAUGUUUCCUUCAAGAGUUGGAAUAGGCUGACUCCAAAAAAAAACAAAAAACGAAAAUAAAAACACUCGAUAAGCCACAGCUCUAAACAUAGGUCAAGGUCAUAGUGGAAUUAUACUCCUUUUGACGUCGUCUCAAACACGAUCUAAGUGCCUGAUAUGUCCACUUUCAAAAUUGCUAGCAUUUGUAUAAAAGCACUACCACUGGCUAUAAAACGUCUUCAUGAUUAUGCUUUUGAUUUUUUUUUAGGAGUACAUUGAUGAUAAUUAGUGGUAUGGUAGCUUUUUUUCCUCUUAAUGGAUUUAUUUAGAAGUUCAUAGAUAUAAAAAGUCCUGAAUGAAGCAUUCGUUGAUUUUUCACAGAGGUGAAGAUGUUUCAUUUUAACUGCUCCCUGUGUCUCAUGACAUGUUUGGGAUUUCCGUUAUCUAUUUCAGUAGUAGAACUGCUUUGUUCACUUCAGUUUUUAUUCAGCCCUCUAUGAAUCUCUCCUUAUUGUAAGACAUUUCAGUUAUUAUGGAAGAACACUGGGCCCACAGUUUGCCUGCCAUUGCUUUUAAACCACUACAUUACUUUUGAAUAAGUACUUAUGUUGAUGAGCCAGGUUCUCUCCCAGACGUCAGGGGUUUGUCUGUUAGAAGCUGGGAUGAAAUGAGCUGACUAUGCAAGAUCGGUAUAUACUAUUU
This is a messenger RNA of Labeo rohita (rohu), 1584 nucleotides long. It is a transcript of the gene mob1ba, whose product is annotated as MOB kinase activator 1Ba. NCBI's taxonomy places the organism in Eukaryota, Metazoa, Chordata, Actinopteri, Cypriniformes, Cyprinidae. The record is from RefSeq and is a predicted model, not a curated record. The transcript is spliced from 6 exons. Bases 176 to 826 code for a protein of 216 amino acids. Gene Ontology annotation, molecular function: protein kinase activator activity. Gene Ontology annotation, cellular component: nucleus; cytoplasm. Gene Ontology annotation, biological process: positive regulation of protein phosphorylation; hippo signaling.